ACCCUCGGGCCCCUGGGGAGUGAAGGGAAGGGAAGGCAAGGCGAAUCAUAAGAUAAAAAUCAACGGAAACCUCAGAUGUGAAAAAAAAAGAGAGAGAGAAGAGAGUGGGUUUUUUUUUCUUUUUUUCUGUAAUUUUUACACUUCCGGGAUGGCUGCCAGGCCAUGAGGAGGUUUUAGGCCCAGCUCCCUGGGACCAUGGUGCUACCUUCGCGGCUGCACUGGAUCCGGAACCGGCCAUGGAGGAACCGCAUCCGCAGGCGCCAGCUGAACCGACUGCCAACCAGGCUCCCAGAAACCAUGCUGGUAGGAUCCCAGUCCUUCUCGCCGGGAGGGCCCAAUGGGAUCAUUAGAAGUCAGUCCUUUGCAGGCUUCAGUGGCCUUCAGGAAAGACGAUCCAGGUGUAAUUCCUUCAUUGAAAAUUCUUCUGCUCUCAAGAAGCCCCAGGCCAAACUGAAGAAAAUGCACAAUUUAGGUCACAAAAACAACAACCCUCCUAAAGAGCCUCAGCCGAAGAGAGUAGAAGAGGUCUACAGGGCCUUGAAAAAUGGACUCGAUGAGUAUCUGGAGGUUCACCAGACCGAGUUGGACAAACUGACAGCCCAGCUGAAAGACAUGAAGAGGAAUUCCCGCCUGGGAGUACUGUAUGACCUAGACAAGCAAAUGAAAACAAUUGAGAGAUACAUGAGACGCCUGGAGUUCCACAUUAGUAAGGUAGAUGAGCUCUACGAAGCUUACUGUAUCCAGCGACGCCUCCAAGAUGGUGCCAGCAAAAUGAAGCAAGCCUUUGCGAUGUCCCCCGCCAGCAAAGCUGCCCGAGAGAGUCUGUCGGAGAUCAAUCGGAGCUACAAGGAAUACACGGAGAACAUGUGCACCAUUGAGGCGGAACUGGAGAACUUGCUGGGGGAAUUCUCCAUCAAGAUGAAAGGUCUGGCUGGCUUUGCUCGCCUCUGCCCUGGAGAUCAAUACGAGAUUUUCAUGAAGUACGGCCGGCAGAGGUGGAAACUGAAGGGCAAAAUAGAAGUCAAUGGCAAGCAGAGCUGGGACGGAGAAGAGAUGGUUUUCCUGCCGCUGAUCGUUGGGUUCAUUUCCAUCAAGGUCACAGAGCUCAAGGGGCUGGCGACUCACAUCCUAGUGGGCAGUGUGACCUGUGAGACCAAAGAGCUGUUUGCAGCCCACCCACAGGUGGUGGCUGUUGACAUCAACGACCUUGGCACCAUCAAACUGAACCUGGAAAUCACCUGGUAUCCGUUUGACGUGGAGGACAUGACCCCAUCCUCGGGUGCGGGAAACAAGGCAGCAGCGCUACAGAGGAGGAUGUCCAUGUACAGCCAAGGCACACCCGAGACACCUACCUUCAAAGACCACGCAUUCUUUAGAUGGUUGCUUCCUUCACCAGACAAGCCAAGGCGGCUGUCUGUCUUGAGUGCCUUGCGAGACACUGUCUUUGCCAAGCCACACGGCGGCCGCUCUGUCGGUGACCUGCCCUCCCUUGGCCUGAGCCCCAGGGCCGUGCUAGAGUUCUAUUCGAAUCUACCUGAUGACAUCUUUGAAAAUGGGAAGGUGGCUGAGGAGAAGAUGCCACUGUCCCUCAGCUUCAGCGACCUCCCGGAUGGAGACUGCACGCUUACCUCCAGCUCUGCUGCAUCACCCUCCAGCUCAUGCUCCGCCAACCCCGAGAUCACCAUCACCCCUGCAGAGUGCUCCCAUGGCAGCCUAUGCUCCCAGAGCGAGGGCACAGGGGACAGCAGUUCUGCAUCCUCCAGGAGCUCCCUGGGCCAAGGCCAGGAGCCAGGGUGCCCCACGCAGGGGGAUGCAGCAGAGCCUGGGAAAACUGCCGUGGCCACGGGUGCUAGUGCCAAGCACCUGUUCCUUGAGGAUGGCGUGGCCGAGGCCCUUCUGCAGGAGUCGGAUGAGGCCUCUGAGCUGAAACCGGUAGAGCUGGACACUUUCGAGGGGAACCUCACGAAGCAGCUGGUAAAGAGGCUCACCUCGGCUGAGGGGCCAGCGGCCACCGAGAGGCAGCUCUACGAGGGCUCCGUCAGUGGAGAGUCAGAAGGCUGCAGGUCCUUUCUGGAUGGCAGCCUGGAGGACGCCUUCAGUGGCCUUUUCCUCGCCCUGGAGCCACACAAGGAGCAGUAUAAAGAAUUUCAGGCUCUGAGCCAAGAAGUCAUGCAUCUGGAUGACAUUCUAAAGUGCAAGCCCGCAGGGAGCCGUAGCCGGUCUUCCAGCUUAAGUCUUGCCGUUGAGAGUGCUUUAGAAAGCUUUGAUUUCCUGAACACCUCCGACUUUGACGAGGAGGAGGAGGAUGGCAAUGAGGUUUGUCACGUCGGAGGAGGUGCCGACUCUGUCUUUUCAGACACUGAGACUGAGAAAAACAGUUAUAGGUCAGUGCACCCAGAAGCCCGGGGGCACCUUAGCGAAGCGCUGACCGAAGACACAGGCGUUGGGACCAGCGUGGCCGGAAGUCCUCUCCCACUGACCUCAGGGAAUGAGAGCCUGGACAUCACCAUCGUGCACCAUCUGCAGUACUGCACUCAGCUCAUUCAGCAAAUCGUCUUCUCCAGCAAAACCCCUUUUGUGGCAAGAAAUCUCUUAGAGAAGCUCUCCCGGCAGACCCAAGUGAUGGAAAAACUCGCGGCUGUCAGCGAUGAGAACAUAGGGAACAUCAGCUCGGUCGUGGAAGCCAUUCCAGAAUUCCACAAAAAGCUGUCUCUGCUGUCCUUCUGGACCAAGUGCUGCAGCCCAUCUGGUGUCUACCACAGCUCAGCGGACAGGGUGAUCAGGCAGCUGGAGGCCAGCUUCGCCAGAGUCCUCAACAAAGAAUACCCAGGACUAGCAGAGCCAGUGUUUCGAACCCUGGUAUCUCAGAUUCUGGACCAGACUGAGCCUCUGCUCUCCUCCAACCUAUCCUCAGAAGUCGUCACCGUUUUCCAGUAUCACAGUUACUUUACGAGCCAUGGUGUGAGUGACCUGGAGAGCUACCUGAGCCAGCUGGCCAGGCAAGUUUCCGUGGUUCAGACUCUGCAGACACUGAAAGACGAGAAGCUGCUGCAGACCCUGAGUGACCUCUCUCCUAGCAAUCUCCCGGCCCAGCAGGAGGUCCUCAGGACCCUGGCUCUGCUGCUGGCCAGGGACAGCAGUGAAGUCAGUGAGGCUGUGGGGCUGUUCCUGACAGCAGCCUCCAAAAACGAGCAUUUCAGGGAAAAGGCCUUGCUGUAUUACUGCAAAGCACUAACCGAGACCAACCUGGAGCUCCAGAAGGGAGCGUGCCUGGCGCUGAGAAGCCUGCAGGCUACUGAGAGCAUUAAAAUGCUGGUGACUCUGUGUCAAUCUGACACUGAAGAAAUGAGAACUGUGGCCUCAGAAACCCUCUUGUCUCUCGGAGAAGAUGGACGAUUGGCUUAUGAACAGUUGGAUAAAUUUCCUCGAGACUACGUUAAAGUUGGAGGUCGUCAUGGAACUGAAGUAGCCACAGCCUUUUAAUUACGAAUUAACUCUGCCUAACUGCUGUCCUAAAUCUCGCCCUUUCCAUCAAGAAGGUGCUGCGAUUUCUCUGGAAAGCAUCUCGAACUUGAAAAAUCCUGUUGAGGUUGUCUGGAAAUGUGACAUGUUAUAAAAAGUGCUCAGAAUUUUGUGUCACAGUACCUUUCUGCUUUCUCUUUGGCCAAUAGAAUAGGGCUAUGUAAUAAUAUUCAGUAGAUUACAUCGUUGGUUAUUAUGUCUGACAGUACUCAGUAAAAAAAAAAAGUCCAUCUUGUUAUAUGCAGAAUUUUAAAAUAGCCAUCUUUGUACUUUUUGGAAGUUCUAUAAGCUUGAAAUAGUUGUGCGAUAUUUCAAUAAAUAUAUGCCUUGCAGUUUCUCUGUCAUGUUCUCAGGGUUGAGUGGCCCUUUAGCUACCUAAUUUUACUUUAAAUACAGAGCACAAAAAAGAAUUACUUCAAAUAAAAGUUUACCUACAGAACCUGGUAAAAUGAUCCAUUGUCAGAGUCUAACUUUUGUAUUUUAGUUUUUUAAAUGACCACUAGUAUGUUUGGUUUUUUCUACACUGAAAUUCCCAAAUCAACCUAGCGUGGUGGUGCAUGUGUAUAAUCCCAGAACUUGAGAGGCUAAAACAAGAGGAAAAGUUCAAAGCCAUCCCGGGAUACACAGUGAGUUCCAGGCCAGACUGAACUUUAUAGGGAGACCCUGUCUCAAAAUCAAUUAAUUGCCAGGAGUGGUGGUGCAGUACUAUAAUCCCAGCACUGAGAAGACUAAAGCAGGAGGCUCACCAUGAGGUUCAAGCCAGCCUGCACUACAAAGCAAGCCUCUGUCUCAAACAACUAAGAUUUUUUUAAUUAACUGACUAAAAAUAAAAAAUAAAUUCUCCAAUUACAUUUCUGUGAUAGCAAAAUGAUAGGUAAUGACUAAGAACUGUUGCAUUAGACUAUACUCAUAUUCUUACAAGCAAAAAAAUCUUAAAUCUUAAGCUUUUUAAAAAUGAAAAACAGCCAUUUUUAUGAUACUAUUACCUUUAGAUAAUUUGCUGCUAAGACAAAUCCAAACCAUUCGCUGUGAAUUCAGAAAGUUCUUUGAGGCUCUCGAGGCUGCUUUGAAAGAACCUAAACACUGGAGGAAUCCUCAUGGGGUAGGAAUAGAGAGGUGUGGGAUAUGGUCUGUUGCCAGGUAUGGUGCUGCACAACUGUAAUCCCAGCACUCCAGAGGCUGAAGCAGGAGGAUCUUGGCGAGCUCAAGGCCAAUCUGGACCACACUGUGAUACCCUGUGUCAAACCAACAAAAGCUAGUUCCUGCUUCUGUAAAAAUGACCAUGAGAUUAGGAAGAGGAAGGAUGCUCCAAGGAAUGGAAACUGUCCCUAGAGAAAUCCUUCACUCCUGGGUAGGAUGCCUGGCCCAAGCAGUGAUAAAAGCUGCCCCCACUCAGUAUCUCGGUAGCAAGUCCGUUCAACAAGGGCUACCAGACUUUUCAGAAUGGUUCUCACUGAAGAACUUCUCUCCCGCUGAAGAACAUACAGCUGGGGUAUGCCAAUGUAUCAAAACAGUGUGUGUGUAUGUGUGUAAUUUAAAACUGUGGAAUAUCAGUUGUAUUCUUGAUGUGUUUGUAUAAAAUGUGGUUCAGAUGUCAUUUUAAAUAUUUCCAUUUUAGCAAGACUUUUAAAAAGGGUUCGUUUCAUUUUAAAGUGAAAAUCAUUUGCCAGGCUCCUGGCAAAAUAGUUCUUUCAACUGUGAAGUUACAGUGUACAUAUUUGUAUAUUUAUAAAUAUUAUAUAUAUGCAUAUAUCUUUCAUUUUAAAGGUACAUUGUACAGUCUAUAGUUAGUGUGUAUAGUCUAUGGCCUAUGUUACGUGGUUGAAAUGGUUCUUCUUAUAGACAGUCAAGUCACAGGUGUUACAAGGUCUUUUGUUUUUGGUUUGGUUUUGCAUUUUAAAAAUUUUUGUGAAUAUUGCAUGAGUAAUGAAUUCCAUAUGUUUUGUAUUCACCUCUGCAUUUUAUGUUUGGUUGGGGGGAUGCUUUUAGUUUUGUGGCAUUUAUAUUCAUCAUUCAAUCAUGUAAGUCAAAAUAAAAAUUAUUUUUACUUACUCCUA
This is a messenger RNA of Cavia porcellus (domestic guinea pig), 5579 nucleotides long. RefSeq names its product RHO family interacting cell polarization regulator 2 (gene Ripor2). The transcript has 23 exons. The coding region runs from base 196 to 3483 and encodes 1095 amino acids. Lineage: Eukaryota; Metazoa; Chordata; Mammalia; Rodentia; Caviidae. The record is from RefSeq and is a predicted model, not a curated record.